AUGAAUGAUGAUAAUAGCUUCAAUGAUAUUGAAAUCAAGAAAAAUACAAGUGCAUUGAAAGAUAUUAUAAAUGGUUCAAUUGCUGGCUGCUUUGGAAAAAUUAUAGAAUAUCCCUUUGAUACAAUUAAAGUUAGAUUACAAACACAAGGAUCCCAUUUAUUUCCAACUACAUGGUCAUGUAUCAAAUAUACUUUUAAGAAUGAAGGUAUUAAAAAGGGAUUCUUUCAAGGUAUAUCAUCUCCAUUAGUAGGUGCUGCAAUGGAAAAUGCUGUACUAUUCCUUUCGUACAAUCAAUGUGCAAAAAUGUUGGACAAUCAAACGUAUAUUCCUGAAGUGACCCCAUUGACAAAGAUUAUAAUAUCAGGUGCAUUUGCUGGGUCUUGUGCUAGCUUUGUAUUGACCCCAGUUGAACUAGUUAAAUGUAAAUUACAAAUUGCCAAUAUUCAAAACAAUUCAUCUUCACUAUUAAAACCUACAAGAAUAUUACCAACAAUUAAAAAUACUCUAACUCAAAAUGGUGUCUUUGGACUAUGGCAAGGUCAAUCGGGUACAUUUAUUCGUGAAAGUAUUGGUGGUGUUGCAUGGUUUGCAACAUAUGAAUUAAUGAAAGAUUUUUUAAAAUAUCAACGUCAUGAUAAAGAAAACAAAACUUGGGAAUUGCUACUGAGUGGUGCAAGUGCGGGUUUAGCUUUUAACGCAACAAUAUUUCCAGUAGAUACAGUCAAAUCAGUAAUGCAAACUGAACAUUUAGGCUUAAAAUCAUCUAUAUCACUUGUGCUUAAAAGACAAGGUUUCGCGGGUUUCUAUAGAGGUUUAGCAAUUACUUUAAUCAGGGCAGCCCCAGCAAACGCAACUGUGUUUUACACUUACGAAACAUUAUCAUCUAUGUAA
Molecule: messenger RNA, 891 nt
Organism: Vanderwaltozyma polyspora DSM 70294
Lineage: Eukaryota; Fungi; Ascomycota; Saccharomycetes; Saccharomycetales; Saccharomycetaceae
Gene: ORT1
Product: Ort1p
Exons: 1
Coding region: 1-891 (296 amino acids)
Biological process (GO): mitochondrial L-ornithine transmembrane transport
Molecular function (GO): L-ornithine transmembrane transporter activity
Source: RefSeq, a predicted model, not a curated record